Messenger RNA from Pteronotus mesoamericanus, 1242 nucleotides. RefSeq names its product hydroxysteroid 11-beta dehydrogenase 2 (gene HSD11B2). The record is from RefSeq and is a predicted model, not a curated record. The transcript has 5 exons. NCBI's taxonomy places the organism in Eukaryota, Metazoa, Chordata, Mammalia, Chiroptera, Mormoopidae. Gene Ontology annotation, molecular function: 11-beta-hydroxysteroid dehydrogenase (NAD+) activity. Gene Ontology annotation, biological process: glucocorticoid metabolic process. Gene Ontology annotation, cellular component: intracellular membrane-bounded organelle. Bases 1 to 1218 code for a protein of 405 amino acids.
AUGGAGCAAUGGCCUUGGCCGUCGGGCGGCGCCUGGCUGCUCGUGGCGGCCCGUGCGCUGCUGCAGCUACUGCGCGCAGACCUGCGUCUGGGCCGCCCGCUGUUGGCGGCGCUGGCGCUGUUGGCUGCCCUCGACUGGCUGUGCCAGCGCCUGCUGCCCCCGCUGGCUGCACUCGCCUUGCUGGCCGCCGCCGGCUGGAUCGCGUUGUCCUGCCUGGCGCGCCCGCCACGCCUGCCCGUGGCCACUCGCACGGUGCUCAUCACCGGCUGUGACUCUGGUUUUGGCAAGGAGGCGGCCAAGAAGCUAGAUGCCAUGGGCUUCACAGUGCUGGCCACUGUGUUGGACUUGGAUAGCCCUGGGGCCCUAGAGCUGCGUGCCUGCUGUUCCCCUCACCUAAAGCUGCUGCAGAUGGACCUGAGCAAACCAGCUGAUAUUAGUCAGGCACUGGAGUUCACCAGGGCUCACACCGCCAGCACAGGCUUGUGGGGCCUGGUCAACAAUGCGGGCUUCAAUGAUGUCGUGGCCGAUGCAGAGCUGUCUCCAGUGGCUACAUUCCGCAACUGCAUGGAGGUGAACUUCUUCGGCACGCUGCAGCUGACCAAGGGCCUCUUGCCACUUUUGCGCCGUUCUGGGGGUCGGAUUGUGACCCUGGGCAGCCCGGCAGGAGACAUGCCAUACCCAUGCUUGGGGGCCUAUGGGACUUCCAAGGCAGCCAUGGUGCUGCUCAUGGACAUAUUCAGCUGUGAACUUCUGCCAUGGGGGGUCAAGGUCAGCGUCAUCCAGCCUGGCUGCUUCAAGACAGAGUCAGUUAAAAAUGUGAACAACUGGGAGCGGCGCAAACAGCUGCUGCUCGCCAACCUGCCGCAAGAGCUGCUGCAGGCCUAUGGCGAAGAUUACAUCGAGCACCUGCACGGGCAGUUCCUGCAUUCGCUGAGCCUGGCAAUGCCCGACCUCAGCCCCGUUGUGGAUGCCAUCGUCGAUGCACUGCUGGCCGCUCACCCACAGCGCCGCUAUUACCCGGGCCGUGGCGUGGGGCUCAUGUACUUCAUCCACUACUACAUGCCCGAAGGCGUACGGCGCCGCUUCCUGCAAGCCUUCUUCAUCAGUCCCUGUCUGCCAAGAGCCCUACGGCCUGGCAAGCCGGGUUCUACCCCCACCCACGAUGAAGCCCAAGAGCCAGACCCAAACCCAGGCCCUUCCCCGCCGGUGGCCCAAUGAGCUGUGUGCACAUACGGCCUAGCU